AUGACGGAAGUGCCGUCCGAGGUAUCGUCGCCCGUCGCAUCGGCAACGGGAGGUCUUGCUGCUGGAGAUUUGAGCAUUAUUCCCCACAGGUCAGCCUCGAACAAACUCCCACCACAAAGCUCCAUCCACUCGAGCGACAACAAAGACCGUGGAGGUCACGUCCAAGCAGAUACUCGCCCUUCUUCGGUUGAUGCUGAUGAACGUCGCAGCAGCAACGGGCGUGAAGCUUCUCGUGGAGCCGGUGUAAAUAUUUCGCAGUCUUCAAGCGUCUCCGGGGGAGCCGGGGGUGGCGGCAGUGGAGUUGGAGGAGUUGGGGGGGCAGGAGGUGGUGAAAGAGGUGGGAGCGGCAAUCAUACCGGCGGACUCGGGCGGAAACAGCAGACAAGCUUCUUCUCGGGGAGCAAGAUUAAACACUUGAAGAAGCCCGACGGUGUACCGCUUUGGAGAAAAGAUAUCCAAUUUGAGUUCUUGGAGGCCAUAUUUACAGACUCGAAGCAGGUCUUUACGAACAGCUAUGACGGAAGGAAAGAAUGCACUUUUGCGGAUGUGUACAUUGAUGCCAUGGCCCGGAGCAGCAAAACUAGUAAGAUCUUAAGGGAUAAGCUCAUGAGUGAAAGGGCCAAUGCGUUGAACAUGGCCAUGGUUUGUUUGUUGGUGAAUGUCGGAAGGAUGAAUACAACGUUGAAUUUUUUCCCCGAAAUGAAGGCUCAACUGCGAACUUACCAUGCCAUCCCCUCACUACAGUCAUAUACUGACGCGCACGCAUACAAACAACUUCAAGAUGCUCCGCGGUUGAAAUCAAUUCUUAAGGGCGCAUGCGAGGAUCGUAAAGAACCAUUAACUCUUGAGCAACUAGAAGCAAUGAAAGUUCCCCGAACAAACCCAAUAAAUCUAGUCUUUCUUCUUUCAACAUAUGCACCAAAGGUUUCGGAGCUGCAUUUUCCUGAGUCUAGGGACUUUUACGAUCUUAUUAUGAGGAGUACCCUUUCAAGUAAGAGUAGGGCAAGAGCUUUCCUAUGGCUGAUGUGGUGGUAUCUUGAGGGGGAUUUUACGAUAAAAUCAGCCGAAGACAAUCCCUAUGGGAAAGGCCAAGAGGCAAAGGAUGGCGGGAUACCUUGCAGGGUCCCACAGUUUGAACAUUUAACUGAAGAUCAGGCCGCUAUGGAGAACGUCGAUGCGGCCCAGGAAAUAGAGUUUGGAGAGCGAAUGCAAAAAGAGCGAAAGAAGUUGAUUGAGGAUAUUGGGAAUGCGCCUGCACCAUCCGCUGGAAAGAAAGGGAAAAAACAUAUCGCUCCUUCCCCAGAAGACGAUACUCAAUCACCAGCAGGUUCGCCCCCCUCUAAUAUGGUUACCCCCGGUGAAAGAAAGGGACAACGCUCCAUUCGAAAUUCUACCCGCACCAACAAAAGCCGCCACUAUUCACAGAAUGAGCAGUAUGAGUACGAUUCUGAUAAUAAUCACGAUCAAACACGUUCUGUCUCUCCUCAGAACUUGAUGACACCUUCUGGCAAUGGUAAAAACCUCAGCAGCCGCCGUAUUUCAACAGUUACAAAAAUCGCCCACAUUGUUAAUGAGGGACCUGACACACCUACUUCAGAACCACCUCCGAAAAACAAAGGAACUCCCAGGAUCAUUCUACGGACCGGCGGUAAACAACUGUCCUCUUCGGAUACCCCUGGUCACCUCAUGGCCGCGAGAUCGAUUCAACCGUCAAUGUCAGGGGACAAAGGAAGCCCGAUGAUGGGCUCAGAGAGAGGCCCCAAGCAAAGGCCGCUGACAAGUCACCAAAUCGCUGUCCAACAAAAUAGAAAGGAUAGGGCCGAAUACAUGAUUAAUCGCAAACUCAGAAGUCUCGAUAGGAAGUCUAUGAAGAUAAGGUUGAAGGAGGGCGCUAUGGUUAGGUGCUGGAGGAGGAUUAAGAAUCUCCCGGACCCGUUUGACAAGAGUGACGAUGAGAGGGAUGUCCGGAUUGUACGUAUCCACGAGGCACCGGCAGUUGUUUCGGGAAAAGAGUCGGAUGUUAUGGCUGAGGAUGGUAAUCCAUUCGGAAACACAGCUAGCAUCCCUGGAACACUUGGGGAAGAUGGUGUUUUAAUUGAGCCGACCCCAAAGAAAAUUAAGCUUGAGCACAACACUCCUCAUGAUUCUCACCAUAGACGCUCUACCAAUGGAACCGUUCUUCCUUCUGUAGCUGGAUUAAUCCCUGUCGAAGAAGAGGAAGAUGAUUAUGGGGAAGAAGCCAGUUCUCUUGCUGCUGCUGUCCGUAGGACGACUAGACGAUUGGAUAGAUGGGAACAGUCGGAUAGGCAGCGUGCUGCGCAAGGAUUGGCGCCAGCUACUUUCUCCCAUCCUACUGGAACCGAUGGGCGUCAUUCACAGAUCACUUCGAAGUUACUAGCAGUCGUCAACCAAGGCGGGAGUGGUGAUGAAAGCGCUCCUGGAGGAGGUGGGGGGAGUGCAAUCUAUGACGAGACACGGGAGCCUAGUUUCGCAGGGGACGAAGAUGAGGAGAUGAUAGAUGAUGCGGACGCGGACGAAGAUGAGGACAUGGAUGUCGAAUGA
Molecule: messenger RNA, 2562 nt
Organism: Morchella sextelata
Lineage: Eukaryota; Fungi; Ascomycota; Pezizomycetes; Pezizales; Morchellaceae
Exons: 6
Coding region: 1-2562 (853 amino acids)
Cellular component (GO): Ino80 complex
Source: RefSeq, a predicted model, not a curated record